Messenger RNA from Frieseomelitta varia, 4110 nucleotides. It is a transcript of the gene mle, whose product is annotated as dosage compensation regulator. The transcript is spliced from 9 exons. Lineage: Eukaryota; Metazoa; Arthropoda; Insecta; Hymenoptera; Apidae. The record is from RefSeq and is a predicted model, not a curated record. The coding region runs from base 232 to 3927 and encodes 1231 amino acids. Gene Ontology annotation, molecular function: double-stranded RNA binding; 3'-5' DNA helicase activity; ATP binding. Gene Ontology annotation, biological process: positive regulation of transcription by RNA polymerase II; regulation of mRNA processing. Gene Ontology annotation, cellular component: intracellular anatomical structure; nucleolus; ribonucleoprotein complex.
AAUAUCAUAUUAAUUGUGAAAGAUGUCUGACAAGUGCGUAUAUUGAUGUAUUCAUAAAGUUACAAUACAUAUAUGUAUCGUGUAACUGAUAAGUACUUCCGGUUCCGCUUAUCGCCAUAGAAGCACUAAAGUUGUUUGGAAGUUCUCUUUGUAUGUAGGUUAUACUAGAUUUGAUUAAUAAACUUUCAAAUCGUGCGUUUGUACAUUCAAGUACAUUAUUAAAAUUUCAAAAUGGGUGAUAUAAAAUCUUUUUUUCAUCAAUGGUGUGCGAAAAAUAGCAAAGAACCACAGUUUGACGUGAGGCCAACAGGGCCAAAACAUCGGCAACGAUUCCUUUGUGAAUUGCGGGUACCCGGGUUUGAUUAUGUUGGUGCAGGAAAUUCAACUAGCAAAAAAGAUGCUCAAGGAAAUGCAGCUAAGGAUUACGUUAAUUAUUUAGUUCGUUCAGGACAUGUGAACGCUGAUGAUGUUCCAAGAGAUACAGCAAGCAUUCAACUACAAGAGCCAAUAGUUCCUAAAAUAGAAUUUGUUGAGCCAGUAAAAUCUGUAUUUCAAGAUGGAAUGGGUCCUAAUGACAUUGGCGAAGCAUAUAGGGCUUAUAAUGAAUAUGGUCAAAGUAAUUAUACGUAUAUUGAUAGAAUAGCAGAACAGAAGAAAGUUGCAGAUGCAGAAGAUGUUGAUGUCAAUUCUGGUAUUCAUGGAAAUUGGACAAUAGAAAAUGCUAAAUCAAAGCUACAUCAAUUUAUGCAAACUAACAAAAUUAAUGCUGAUUAUAAAUAUACCACACUUGGUCCAGAUCAUACGAGGAGUUUUAUGGCUGAAAUGACUUUUUAUGUGAAACAACUUGGGAGAAAUAUUACUGGUCGUGAAACUGGUUCAAAUAAACAAACUGCAUCAAAAAGUUGUGCUUUGUCUAUUGUCCGACAAUUGUAUCACCUUGGUGUUAUUGAAGCAUUUAGUGGAACUUUGAAAAAAAAUAAAGAAGCAGAACAAAUAAAACCAUAUCUAGUUAAAAUUUCACCAGAUUUGAUAAAUCAGAUACAUGAUGUAUUGUCAAGUUUAGAUAUAAACCCAGUUCCAGUGCAGCGUGAAGAUGCAGUAGCGUGCAAAAAAGAAGAAGCCUCUGUCUCUUUGUUAACAAAUCAAGUGUUAGAUGAUUUCAUUUCAUCUGCACCUCAACCAGCUGGAGUAGUAAGUUGGUCUCCUCCACAACAAAAUUGGAAUCCAUGGACAGGUUGCAAUAUUGAUGAAGGACCAUUAGCAGUAACAUCUUUGGAGCAAUUGUCAGAACAGUUAUUACGUGAUGAACGAGAAAGAUUGCAACAAGAUGAGAGUCUUCAAAAAAGUAUUAAGGAUAGAUCUCACUUACCAGUUUUUUCAAUGAAGAAUGAAAUAAUGAAUGCUAUCAAUGAAAGUCCUAUAGUUAUUAUUCGAGGAAAUACUGGUUGUGGUAAAACAACUCAAGUGUGUCAGUUCAUUUUAGACGAUUACAUUGCAUCAGGUCAAGGUGCAUUUUGUAAUAUUGCUAUAACACAACCUAGAAGAAUAUCUGCUGUAUCUGUAGCUGAUCGGGUUGCUUCAGAAAGACACGAAAAUUUAGGAAUGUCUAUUGGAUAUUCCGUAAGAUUUGAAUCUUGUUUACCGAGACCUUACGGUAGCAUAAUGUUUUGUACUGUUGGUGUACUUCUAAGAAAAUUAGAAGGUGGUUUGAGAGGCGUAUCUCACGUUAUUGUUGAUGAAAUUCAUGAACGAGAUGUUAAUUCUGAUUUUAUCAUGGUUGUACUUCGUGAUAUGAUUCAUAUGUAUCCUGAUUUGCGAAUUAUUCUAAUGUCUGCUACAAUCGAUACUACGUUAUUUAGUAAUUAUUUUAAUAAUUGUCCAGUAAUAGAAAUACCUGGAAGAUCGUUUCCAGUGCAAGAAUAUUUCUUAGAAGAUUGUAUACACUUAACAAGGUUUGUACCACCUUUGGAUUCUAAGAAACGGAAAAAUCGAGAUUCAGAUGAUUUACCGGCAGAUGGAGAACCAGAAGAAAACUUGAAUAAAGUUAUUGAUGGAAAUUAUUCUAUACAAACGAAAAAUGCCAUGGCACAACUUUCUGAAAAAGAGAUAAGUUUUGAACUUAUAGAAGUUCUAUUAAAAUACAUUAAGGAUCAAGAUAUUCCUGGUGCCAUAUUAAUUUUUUUACCUGGUUGGAAUUUAAUAUUUGCAUUAAUGAAACACUUGCAACAACAUCCUGUUUAUGGAAGCUCAAGUUAUGUAAUUAUACCAUUGCAUUCACAAUUACCUAGAGAAGAUCAACGUAGAGUUUUCGAACCUGUAAUGCCAGGAAUAACAAAAAUUAUUUUAGCAACAAAUAUUGCAGAGACUUCAAUCACAAUUGAUGAUGUAGUUUAUGUAAUAGAUUCUUGCAAAGCUAAAAUGAAGCUUUUUACUUCUCACAAUAACAUGACGAAUUAUGCUACUGUUUGGGCUAGUAAAACAAACUUAGAACAGAGAAAAGGUAGAGCAGGUCGUGUCAAACCAGGGUUUUGUUUUCAUUUAUGCUCUAGAGCACGAUAUAAUAAAAUGGAUGAACAUAUAACUCCAGAAAUGUUUAGAACACCGUUACACGAACUAGCAUUAAGCAUCAAAUUAUUAAGAUUAGGAAGUAUUGGAAAGUUCUUAUCAAAAGCAAUUGAACCACCACCAAUAGAUGCUGUAAUCGAAGCUGAAGUUAUAUUACGCGAGAUGAAGUGUUUGGAUGAAAAUAAUGAACUAACACCCCUUGGGAAAAUAUUAGCUCGAUUACCCAUAGAACCACGUUUAGGCAAAAUGAUGAUUCUAGGUUGUAUAUUUCGUGUUGGUGAUGCACUUUCAACAAUGGCUGCAAAUAGUACAACAUUUCCAGAAGUGUAUAACAUGGGGCCUGAUGUAAGACGAUUAUCUGCAGAACAAAAAUGGUUUGCUGGUGCAAGAUAUAGCGAUCAUGUAGCAAUGUUACAUGCUUUUCAAGCAUGGGAAGAAGCUAGAGCUGGUGGAGAAUAUGCAGAGCUAGCAUUUUGUGAUUCAAAAAAUUUAAGCAUGGCCACAUUGAGAGUGACGUGGGAAGCUAAGAAUCAAUUGCAAGCACUUUUACAAAGUGCAGGCUUUCCGGAAGAAACUCUUUGUCCUACACCGUUAAAUUAUCAAGCUGGUGCAGAUGUUCGUCUUGACACAAUUACCGCGUUAUUAUGUAUGGGUCUUUACCCAAAUGUUUGCUAUCAUAAAGAAAAGAGAAAGGUUCUUACUACUGAAUCUAAAGCUGCAUUGAUUCACAAAACAUCAGUCAAUUGUAGUAAUUUUGAGCAAAAUUUUCCAUUCCCAUUUUUCGUAUUCGGAGAGAAGAUUCGUACAAGAGCGGUAUCUUGUAAACAAAUGACUAUGGUAUCACCGAUUCAUUUAUUACUAUUUGGUUCUCGAAAAGUCGAGUAUGUUGAUAAAAUAGUAAAACUGGAUAAUUGGAUCAACUUAGAUAUGGAUCCGGUUCAUGCGGCGGCAAUAGUUGCUUUACGACCCGCAUUAGAAAGCCUGGUUGUAAAAGCUGCAAAAGAACCUGAAACUAUUCUACAAUUAAGUCCUAAUGAACAAAAAGUGUUAAACGUGAUCAAGGCAUUAUGCAUUAUGAAUGCAUGCCGUUAUGAAUUAGAUCAGAUUACAGAUGGUGGCUUCUACUCACGAGGACCACGAAGGCGACAAUCUAUUAAUUUUUAUCCGGAAAGUGGUGCUCCCUCCAAAUUAAUGCGCGGAAGUAGUAAUUAUCGUGGGAGCGGUAGUGGAUACCCAAGAUAUGAUAAUUAUGGCGGAUAUAGAAGCAAUGGUAAUAGAGGAUACGGAAUGAAUAAUUCACGUGGAAGAGGCGGAGGUUGGGGUGGUAGAGGAGGAGGAGGUGGUUACCGUGGUCGUUAUUAAUACAUAAUCUUUAGUAUGUAAAAUUAGUAAAAUUUACUGUAAUAUGUAUUCAAUGUGUUUCACGUGUAUGUACAUUUUUUUUUAUAUUGUUGGAAUCGAAAUGUUGCUUUCUUUUUGAUUAAAAAUAUUUAUGUUAUCCCAUUAAAUAACAGUACAAAUAAAGCCUUGAAAAACAAUUUAAAA